AUGUUGGCACCUUUAACAGCAUCAUUGAACACAAAUGAAGAUGAUUUAACUCAGGCUGCCUUCAGACCUACAUUGGACUCUAGCAGUUAUGACAUUAUCCCCAUCUCUGACUGGAUUCUUCCAGCUCUUCAGUCUGCCUGUGGGUUCUCUGGAGACCUGAGUUCUGAGUACACAGCCGAAUUCAUCUCAUCUGGUUUGCUGCCUGAGCAGAUAAAAAUGAGCAACUAUAACCCAUCCAGUCUCCUACAGCAAGCCUUUCAGAGCCUUCUGGGGAAUGAAGACUUGGCCAUCUCUUCCCUGAGGAGCCUGCCUGCAGAGCUCUUCCCGUGUCUGUUUCUGGAAGCUUACACUCACAGACUGUGGGAGACCCUGAAGGCUCUAGUGCAGAACUGGCCCUUUGAAAGACUCCCUCUGGGAGCCCCGGUUCAAGACGUGGUUCCUGAGAAUCCAAGUAUCAAAGCUGUGAUGGAUGGAAUUGAUAUCCUGCUCAAACAGGAUGUUUCCCCCAGGUGUAAGCUGCAGGUGCUGGAUUUGCGAAACACCGGGCAUAAGUUCUGGAGUGUGUGGACUGGAGUCAGCUUCCGAGUGGACUCACAAAGGAGGAAACUGGUGGCUGAGGGAGCUUCAAGGAAUGAGGAUGGUGUGCCCUGCUUAGAGGUGUGUGUAGACCUCUACCUCAGUCAGAAACCCGCAGAUCAGACCUUCACAUACCUGCUGAACUGGAUCCAGGAAAGAAAAGGGGUGUAUCUCAGCUGUAAGAAGGUGACAGUAUAUUCCCUGCCCAGCAAAAAUGACAGGUUUCUGCAUGCCAUGCCAUUGUGUGGUAUCCAGGAGGUGGAAGUACACUGCACCUGGCCAUUCUCAGGCCUGCACAUGUUUAGUCAACUUCUGGGCAAGAUGAAAAGCCUCCGGAGACUCAGUCUCGACAUCACUGUUCCUAAUGCCGUCACCCCAGAAGAGGAGGAGAAAUGGGCACAGUCUAUCAACCAAUUUGCUUCGGUGUUCCUGCACUUACGCCAUCUACAAGAGCUGUACCUGGAAUCUCCCUCAUUCCUGCAGGGCCAUCUGGACCAGGUGUUCAGGUUCCUUAACACCCCAUUGGAGGUCUUCUCACUCACUAACUGCACACUUACAGAAAGAGACUUGAUUCACCUGUUCCAGAGCCCACACAUCACUCACCUGAAGGACCUGUGUCUGAGGGGAGUCCCCUUGACCUCUGUCAGUGAGCCCCUGCGAGCUCUGCUGGAGAUAAAUGCAGCCACCCUCCAGCGCCUGGACCUGGGUCUGUGUGGCCUCCAGGACCCCCAGCUUGAAGCCCUGCUCCCUGCCCUGAGCAGCUGCUCCCAGCUCAGCUCCCUCAGCCUGCAUGGGAACCGCCUGUCCAUGGACACCCUGGAGAAGCUGCUGUGCUGCACCUCAGGGCUGCAGCAUUUAUGUCUCCAGCUGUUUCCUGCCCCUCUGGAGACUUUCACCCCCCCAGGGAGCUCUCCAUCCUGGGGCAUUUAA
Erinaceus europaeus (western European hedgehog) is the source of this 1506-nucleotide messenger RNA. RefSeq names its product PRAME family member 7-like. Gene Ontology annotation, cellular component: cytoplasm. Lineage: Eukaryota; Metazoa; Chordata; Mammalia; Eulipotyphla; Erinaceidae. The record is from RefSeq and is a predicted model, not a curated record. The coding region runs from base 1 to 1506 and encodes 501 amino acids. Gene Ontology annotation, biological process: negative regulation of DNA-templated transcription; negative regulation of cell differentiation; positive regulation of cell population proliferation. The transcript has 5 exons.